AUGGAAGGGGAGAACGCCCCUGAAGAAGAAAUUCAAAGAAAAUCAUGGAAGGAUACCGUAUUAAGCCCCUCUCUUUUACCGGGUAAUCUUCGAUUCCUGAUCGAAGUUGAAGAGGAAGAUUCGGAUGAGGAGGAAGAUUGUGAAGGGAACGAUAUACCGACAAUCAAGAUUCCCCAAGAAUUAAAAGAAAAAAUGAGAAAACCUUGGAGAAAAACGCUCAUUAUCAAGAUUUUGGGUAGAACGGUAGCUUACAAAACCCUUAUCAACAGGGUGACAAAUCUAUGGAAAUUAGAGGGUGAGUUCGAGUGUAUUGAUCUUAGCUAUGGGUUUUAUGCAAUCAAAUUCCAGAACAUGGUGGAUAGAGCAAAGGUUUUAAUGGAAGGCCCUUGGAAGAUAAUGGAUCACUACAUCACGGUUCAAAGAUGGCGCCCUAAUUUCGUAGUAGCAAGUGCAAGUAUUCCCUCCACGGCAGUUUGGAUACAUAUCCCUGGACUUCCAAUUGAAUAUUUUAAAGAAAGUGUUUUAUGUAAUUUAGGAAGAUUAGUUGGUAAACCCCUGAAAAUCGAUUAUCAUAUUGCUUGGUCAACAAGAGGACGUUUCGCUAGAAUAUGUGUUGAAAUUGAUCUCAAUACUCCCCUGUUGUCGAAAGUGCAUAUAGGGAAUAGAGUUUACAAUAUUGAAUAUGAGGAUUGCAUUCAAUUUGUUUCAAGUGUGGUGUAG
This is a messenger RNA of Hibiscus syriacus, 720 nucleotides long. RefSeq lists its product as uncharacterized. The record is from RefSeq and is a predicted model, not a curated record. The coding region runs from base 1 to 720 and encodes 239 amino acids. Lineage: Eukaryota; Viridiplantae; Streptophyta; Magnoliopsida; Malvales; Malvaceae. The transcript has a single exon.